AUGACCGACAAGGACUUUAUCGGAGUGCCUGGUACCAGUUCAUUUGUACCAUCUUCCGAUCCGGUACCAUUCACAUUGGACGAUUGGUGUGCACCAGUUUGGAACAACGACGAGACCAAUGGGUCCAAGAGCCUUCAGGUCCAGACUGAGCCCAUGACCAGCAAACAGGUAACUAGUACUCUUUGGAAGACCGCUUCCAGGUCUGGUACUGUGUAGUAUCGUGCUUAACUUCAGGACGAUUCUCCCCAAUUAAGUCCCAAAAUACAGAUUUCAGUACUGAAGCAGCCGGAGGAACAGCACCGUGCUCGGUAUCUUUCCGAGGGAUCGCGUGGUGCUAUCAAGGACAGGAGUGGUACCUCACAUUGUACCAUUAAAGUUGGUCCUUUUUUAUUUUUUAAAGCAUAUAGCACCAUCUUAUAACAAUAGUACUAUCUGGUGUAAUAUAGUACCAUCUAUGCUAAUGAGUACUUAGAUAAAGCCAAUCUGUAUAACAGAACAGUACCACUAAGUACCAGCUUGUUCUAGUUGGACGGUUACUAUCGCCCCACCAGAGUCGAGAUAUAUGCGGCGAAUGGUACUGGUGCUUUGUCGCCGCACCAGUUCUACAAACUGAUCCCAGUGUCGGGCAAGUCGGCGACAACCACACCGUGCAAGCAGGUGGUCGGGCACGACGGCAUCGACUGCCUCGAGGUAAUGCUGCGACCCGAGAACGACAUGACUGCUGUGUAGGUUACUGUAGCAAGCACGAUCUGGUAAUAUUACUGUAAUUUCGAAAGUACAACAUCUUUUUGGAAAAAAUAUAGUAGUCAAGGUUACUGUAACCUUUUGUUAAGUUUUUAAUGUAUACUGUAUAUUAUCAGCUGUACUUUUAAAAAACACGGUUACUGUAACAUUGUUUUAGUUUGGACUGUAUUGGCAUUUUGAAGAUAUGUUCGUAUAACAAUCGGCAGCGACGACAGCGACGCACGACUACAGCGGAUUCGGGAGAGAAUCUGAAUUCGAUUUCCACCAGAAUCUGCUUCAGAGCUUUUGUUACAGUAGCCCAGGACCAGAUUCAGAUUAUAAAGACGUUUACAGAACCCAUUCGAUGCGGUAAGUCUUUUGCACUGUGCAAAAACAUAUUUUUAUAGCGUUGCACUGUGCAGACAUCUUUGAAUUCUCAUUUUUGCCACUGCACCGUGCAAAGUAAUUGUUUUUCUUGCACUGUGCAAAGCAAUUAUUUUUUGCACCGUGCAGUUGCAAAGCAUUUGCUAUUGUUUUGUUUUGGGGAUUGCACGGUGCAAUGCUUCUUUCCUUUCAAAUUGUCGCUCUUCCAAUUUCUUUGCACUGUGCAAGGUCUAACCACAAUCUUUGCUACACUUGUUGUCGCUCAUCACAUUUGUCGCAAUUUGUUUGUCGCUCUUUCUUUUCCUUGUUCAAGAAAAACAGAAAGAAUGAAUGACAAAAAACAAUUGGCGACAAAGCCGUUCUUCACUGUGCGAUCAGUGAAAGAAGGCGACAAAGCUUGCGAAAACCUUGUGUUCCUUCUGUUGUCGCGAACUUUGCCAGGAGUCCGCGAUUUUUGUUUAGAGACAAACGAUUCUUGACUGAAUGAUUUGCGACAAUGUUGUCGCAUAGGUUCUUUUGGUUUUUGGACGACAUGUCGCAUCAUUUGGCUUUUUUGAAUCUUUGGCGACAAACUCUUUCGGUGUGAAUUUGUCGCGACAAUUUUGUCGCGGGUCUUCUUUGAGGCGUGUCGCAGUUUGUCGCUCAAAUUCAAUAGGGAUUUGUCGCAACAAUUUUGUCGCAGGCCUUCUUGCGACCUGAUCAAUUCUUCACAUUUACGGCGACAUGUUGCACAGUUGUGCGAGUCUUGGAAGAAGCGACAACUUUUUUUGCUUGAAGGGUUUGCGACCGUGUUGUCGCAAACUUUUGACUUGAAGUUUGUCGCGACAUCUUGUUUGAUUGAUCUUCAUGAGAGCUGCGACAAAUCUUUCUUCUGUUUCUUUGCACUGUGCAUACUCUUUUUUUGCUGUGCUUGCAUUGUGCAAGCCAUUCUCUUGUAGUUCUUGCACGGUGCAUUCUUUUUGGCCAUGUCUUGAGGCUGCACUGUGCAGUUUUGCUUCUUUUUGUUUUUGGUUUGCACAGUGCAGCGUUAAUGAUUGCACGGUGCAUUAUUGUUUAGUCUGUGCAGUUUAAAGUUUAAUGAAAUAAAACAUUUUAAAUUAAAAUUUGAAUUUUAGUGCAACAAUUGGGAGUGCCGGAAGUGCUGAAGAUGUCGCUGAGCAAAGCCCAGGCUUCUGGAGGGCAGGAAAUGUUUAUAAUCGGCAGAAACUUUGACCGUAACACUACCGUACUCUUCCGGGAGUACACUGACUGUGAGUUCUUCGAUUACUGUAUUUAUGAAGUUCUUCUACUACUGUAAUUUACCGUAACUUUCUUAUUAUAAACCCUUUAGCCGGAACAUUGUCGUGGAAUGCAGAAGCCGAGAUCCAGAAGCCCUACUUCCACCAGUGCCACAUCGUAUGUCUGGUACCAGAGUAUCCAAACAAGUUCAGAGGGAGUACUGUAUCGGUUACUGUAAAAUGUGGCCAGAAGUUUAGUCAUCCUAACACUUUCGAGUACCUGGCUUGUGGUAAGAUUACUGUAGUAUACUGUAAUGUAGCAUGACUUCUUACUGUAACAUCUCUAUCACAACUUUAUCUUACUAUAUCAGCUUUCUUUCUUACUGUAAUCCUACUGUAUUUUAGAAGAACAAGAAGACGAAUGGUGUCCUCCAGGAUCGCCGCGACCUUCCAUCAAACGGCCUUAUUACCAGCGGCCGAAUCAGUGGGAGAACAACAUGUACGACAUGCCCUACUUCGAGUACGAGAUGAACAACAGCGGGUACUACGGUAACUACGACGAAGCGACAGAUCAGUCCAAGAAACCGCGCGAAAUGUAG
Molecule: messenger RNA, 2923 nt
Organism: Bursaphelenchus okinawaensis
Lineage: Eukaryota; Metazoa; Nematoda; Chromadorea; Rhabditida; Aphelenchoididae
Source: the annotation of a GenBank genome assembly